Messenger RNA from Cinara cedri, 159 nucleotides. Lineage: Eukaryota; Metazoa; Arthropoda; Insecta; Hemiptera; Aphididae. The record is from the annotation of a GenBank genome assembly.
AUGGACAUAUUAGAUGCGGAAACCUCGAAAAUUCUUUUACCAGAAGACGAUGAACGAUGCGGUUCUGCUCUGGUAUCUGCCGGGAGAAAAAAAAAAACGAACAAAGAGCGUGAUCCAUUAUCUACAAACAGAGAAGUACCGAAUGUUAUCGCGAAAUAA